CGAAAUUACUUAAAAUUUGGUAAAUUGUGUUUACGCAGUUUCUUUGUUUUUAAGAUGUUAGUGCGGAGGACGUAAUUGCAUUUUCUGAAGAAAUAUUUAGACUUGACUCUAACAAUGUGGGAGCUAGUAUACAAGUUGACAUCGGAGGAACAACUAGCGUUGGAAAUACACAGGAUAAAUCUCCAGCUCCCCUGUUUACCAGUGUAGAUGAGAGUGUGAUGAAUUUACCAAUUUACCAGAAACUGUUUGCUCUAUAUGAUAACUAUGAGAAGAAGACUACUGUUGCUGAAGAUCACACUGAGCAAGAACAUCAAGAGGAAUUAGACUUUUUACAGUAUGUGCUCGAUUCCGAAGUUAUGAAGACCACAUACGCUUUUCUGACAGAGAAAGGUCUUUUCAGUGGAACUUACGAAAAUUUUGGUGAAAAACUGUACACACUCUGGUUUGGACAAUAUGAGCGGGCAACUGGAGUUUUAAGCUCCAGCGGGUUUGAACAUGUAUUUAUAGGCGAAGUAAAAAAUGGCGAGGUUAGCGGAUAUCAUAACUGGUUCAGCUUAUACAACCAAGAGAAGGGAGGACAUAUAAACUACCUAGGAUACUGGAAACAUGCUAAUAUUGGAAAUAAUGAAGGACAUGGUUUAGAAUUCACCUUUACCUGGGACAAUGUACAGAAACCGUACGGAUCUACAAUGAUUGGAACCUCCCCUGAGCUUGAGCUAGCUUUGUAUACCACCUGUCUGUUAACCUAUCCUAAUGAGCAAUGCCAUGUAAGACUAGGUGGAACUGACGUCUUCAUCCAAACCUGGACUCAAUACUACAACGGAGAAUUAAUGGUUGGCUCCAGCUAUCCAGAUUUUGCUUGAGAAUAACUAAAAAUAAUUAUAUUUAUUUAAAUUGUUUGAUUUCUUAACAGAAAUAUAAAUAUAAGGAUUGUAAUCUUAA
Molecule: messenger RNA, 942 nt
Organism: Eurytemora carolleeae
Lineage: Eukaryota; Metazoa; Arthropoda; Copepoda; Calanoida; Temoridae
Product: poly(U)-specific endoribonuclease-A
Exons: 11
Coding region: 219-863 (214 amino acids)
Molecular function (GO): RNA endonuclease activity
Source: RefSeq, a predicted model, not a curated record